ACUGGCGAGUGGCGAAUAAACAAACGGGGCAACGGGGUCAUAGUCAUUCUAAUGUUUGAUGCUGUGCGUGCAGUAAUUGUGAUAUAUUUAUAAACAAGUGAAAUCUACCAGUUAUAAUAGAAAUUGUGAUAUGAAAAUUGUACCAAAGCUAUUACUAGGCUAUGGGGUCAUUCUCGCAAACAAAAAUAAAUCCGAGAGAGCUGCUUUUCUGGGGGUAGUUAGUGCUGCAAGUAUGUAUCUCGUCGAGCAUUACAGACAAGACAAGGUACGCCACGCCAUGGCAAAGGAUUUGGCUCGUUUAGACCAAGAACUGUCCCAAGUUAGAAAGGAACUGGAUCAUUUGCUCACUAAAACUAGCGAAAAAUCCAAUAAAUCCAGAAGAAGUAAAGUAAGAAAGGCCCGCUCCAUAGUAUCAACAUCUACUGGGGAUGGGGAUGAAUAUUUAAGCUCUGCCAAUCUGGACAGUUCUGAUCUAGAAUUUUAUGAUCUCAGUGACAACGAAAAUGACAAUAACUCUAUCAAUAUGGAAGAAAUUCUGAAUAUCAUAGAUGUUAAAUUGAAUAGUGGUGUUUUCAAAGAAGUAGACGAGGCGUUAAUUAAAUUAAGAGAUUUAUGUAUAGAACACCCUGAAAACUCCGAAUUGCUCUGGCGUAUUGGGAAAGCCCAUAAGAAGAUAGCAGAUUUUAAUGAUGACAAAGAAGUGAUUAAGGAAAAUGUUUAUAAUGGAAUUGACGCUUGUGAAGCAUCGCUACGGUUAAAAGAAGACAGCUCAGAGGCCCACAAGUGGUUUGCUAUUCUAGUUGGCGAUCGGUGUAGCUUCGGCUCCAUUUCUGAAAAACUUGCGGAUGGAGCUCUGUUCAAAAAACAUGUGUUGAGAGCUUUGGAAAUACAUCCCUUGGAUGGAACUCUACACCAUUUGAUGGGCCACUUCAAUUAUGAAGCAGCUGGAUUGAAAUGGUAUGAACGGAAGGUGGCAUCAACCUUUUUUGGUGACCCUCCAAGCUCUACCUAUCCUGACGCCCUUCAAAACUUCCUGGAAGCUGAGAAAAUUGUAGAUUAUGAUUGGAAAUCAAACAAAUUGAUGAUAGCCAAAUGUCUUAUACAAAGUGGGGAAUAUAAAGAGGCUGUUGAGUGGUUGGAUAAAGCCAAAAAUAGUAAUAAUGAUGGUAAACCGGAUGAAGCAGCAGAUUCUGAAAUACAGGUUCUUUUGGAAAAAUACAAUAGCUAUAGGUAGUUUUAUAAUAUGUUGAACUCAUUGACUAUGUUUUAACUGUGGUGUACUGUCUUUUUAUAUCGCAUUCCUUUAUAAUGUUAUACAUUAUGGUUUCCUUAUGUGUUCGAAAAAGUUAGCUUAUAUAUCGAGAGUUUAAUGGAGGUUACAUUGAACUUUCUUCUAUUUUUUUAACUAAUAAAAAUUUUUAAAGAGCUCGUUAUCUUAGAGUUUUUGUGAUACAAACAUCAAUAUACUCAAAGGGGAUAUAUUAUACAUUGUGAAAAAGUCACCAAAAUAUGUAAACAUUGUAUAUUGAAUCUCCCAAAAAAUAUCCCCACAUCGGUUUCUUCAUUCUUAAUAAAAAAUACUAAAUCAUACAACAGGCAAGCUACUUUAGCAUAUUCAAAAACAGGUUGUAUACAGCCAAAGUUUCUUUAUUUGUUAUUACUUAGGUACUUAUUUACUUAAUCCUCUUGGUUCCGUUCGGAACAUAGGGCUUCUACGGUUCUCUUCCACUUGCUUCUAUCUUUUGCAUCUAUUUUUAUUUCUGUCCAUGUUUUAUUUAUGUUUUCUAAUUCUUUCUCGGUACUUCUCUUCCAGGUUUCUGAUGGCCUUCUACUUCGUCUGUUUCCUGUCGGCUUAUAUUCAAGGACUUCUUUUGUUAUGUCUUUUUCUUUUUUUAGUAAAUGGCCUAUCCAAUUCCACUUCCUUCUUUUAAUUGGCAACUAACUGGUUCUUCUUUCGUCCUUCUCCACAAUUCCUCAUUGGAUAUUAAAUGUGGCCAAUAUAUAUUCCUUCUAUUCUCCUAAGGCAUUUGUUAAUAAAUACCUGAACCUUAUUCAAGUUAGUUUUGGAUAUUUUCCAGGUUUCAGUUACAUAGAGUAAGACACUUUUUACAUUAGUGUUAAAGAUCCUUAUUUUCGUGUUUUUGGAUAGUUCUCUAGAUUUCCGUAUAUUGUUUAACGAGUGGUAUGCUAAUUCGGGCUUUACUAUUUCUGUUUUCUACGUCUUCAUCUAUUUUUCCUUUAUUAUCGAGUAUACUUCCUAGGUAGUUGAUUUUUUUCUACAUUUUCAAUUAUUUCUUAUUCAUUUAUGUAUAUUCCCAUCUCCCUAGAUGUAUUAAUUUUCAUUAUUUUUGUUUUCCGGAUAUUGAUGUGCAUACCCAUUUUUUGUGCCUCUUACUAUUAUUUCGGUUUUGUUUCUGCAUGUAUUGCCUCUUUUCUGAGAAGAGCAAGCAGAAGUCAUCUGCAAACUGCAAAUCUUCAAGUUGAUUGAACACAUUCCAUCGUAUUCCUGUUUUGUUUUUGAUUGCAUUGGUCAGGAUCGAGUCUAUUGCAAUGAUAAAUAGUGUCGGUGAUAGGACGCAGCCCUGUCGAACUCCAGUGUGUAUUUGUAUGUGUAUGUAUGUUAGUGUUAAGGGGGGGGGGUAAGUGUAAUCACAAUGUGAAUUUUUAAGCCUAGUGUUAUAAAAUUAUCGUUAAUUAGUAUUUUGUUGUAUAUGAAACGUUGUGUUUGUUGUGCUAUUUGGUGUAUUGGUUUUUGUAACUAUCUUUAAUUUAUUACAACUAUGGCGCCAAGAAAAAAAUAAAAUAAUAAUAGUCUCCUAUUUUAUACCGCUGACGCGGCUUUGGGAUUAUAGCAGGGUAGUCUGCUAUAUCUAGGGCCUACGGUAUACAAGGAAGGUAACAGGGCCAGUGCUACGCUUCAACCGCCUAUUAUUACCUCUGGUUUUACCUAAGGUACUCAUUUUAUUCAGGCUGAGUCGACCUGGGGCCUAUAGACAUUUUAAAAAUGUCUAGUUGUCCUUGCCGGCGCUGGGAUUUGAACCCCGGCCUACCAGCACUCGAGCCAAGCAUACUACCGCCUGAGCUACGCCGGUCCAAAAAAAAUAUAUUAUAUUAUACAAAUAUCGAUUCGAAAGUUUUUAAAAGUUUUAAUUGUGUAUAUUUUAGGAUUUCUAACAUGAUUAGCCAUUUUAUUAUUAUAAUCUUCUUAAGUUUUAUCCUUAUUCUUAAUGAAAAUAUUUACAGUAUAAGUUCAAUUGAAUGUUCAAAAGUAAAGUUUAUUAAGCCUCGAUAUAAAGGUACCUACCACACUUUUAUAUGAUGUAUUAAUAUAUAAUUUAAAAUAUAAAUUUUAUAAUAUGUACUAUUGUAAUGUUUAAAACAUUUUGUUGGUAGUUAUGGAAAGACUGCUGUUAUAUUAUGUGUAAAAUCUAAGGUUCCGCUGUUAAGUAUAAACAUUGCUGUUAGCUAUUGAUAUUGUUUUUUAUUGAGUGCGAUAAAUGUUUGCGAGUUCAUGUACUCAGUGUUGUAAUUUUCAAAGAAAUCACAAUGUUUGAAUACAUAAACUUAACAAGUAAUCAUUUUAUUCACAUGCAAAAGAUUUUAAUUUAUCAAUGAAAAUUGUAAUAUUGACAAGUCGGUGAUUUGAGUACAUGAGUACUUAAAAGUCAUUUGCUCACUUAUUAUUUUUCAUUUUGCAUCUGAGUGCCACUACGAUUUUUUUGUAGAUAUUGUGAUAUUGAAUUUUUAUUACAUAUGAUUAAAUUGUCGGUAAUUCCGCUUUUAAUCGACAAGGUUCCUGGUUGAUUAACUGAAUGACUAUAGUCCGUCCCACCUCGUCUUUACAGUAUUAGGAACAUAGGCAAUGCAGUCCUUAUGAGAGUUUUUAGCGCGGUGAUGCCGAUUUUAUCAAAAAUAAUUUGUAAUCAAACAUUAGAUAGAUUAAAUUAAAACUGUUUUAGAAAGGCAAUCUACAAUUUUAGGAUUCAUAUGCGUAAUAACUAUAGUAUCUCAAAUAAACUUGAACGCAUAUGAUUCCUAAAAUUGUAGAUUGCCUUUCUACUAAAACAGUUUUAGUUUAAGCGAAAUGAAUUUCGACUCAAUUCAAGCUUUCUGCUUAACCCAGGUAUAACAUACCAAAAGGCACCGCCAGGAAAACAUUCCACUUUGCGGUUCAGAGAGCCCAUAUGAAACGAGUCUUUGUACUCUAUGCAGAGUAUGGCAUUAACAAAAUAAGAAAAUCUACGGUUUCGUUUUGAUUAAAAUCUGUCUUCCUCCAUCCCCCGAUAGCACUAUUUCUAGGUCUACCUGUUGUCAAGGAGGCUCUAAGGAAGACAGAUUUUUACCAUUCCGACCGUAGAUUGUCGAUAUAAAUUAAAAUAAUUUAUAUCGCAAUAUGGAUAGAACGCCCUCUAACGGGGAAUAAGCGAAAUGAAUUUCGACUCAAUUCAAGCUUUCUGCUUAACCCAGGUAUAACAUACCAAAAGGCACCGCCAGGAAAACAUUCCACUUUGCGGUUCAGAGAGCCCAUAUGAAACGAGUCUUUGUACUCUAUGCAGAGUAUGGCAUUAACAAAAUAAGAAAAUCUACGGUUUCGUUUUGAUUAAAAUCUGUCUUCCUCCAUCCCCCGAUAGCACCAUUUCUAGGUCUACCCGUUGUCAAGGAGGCUCUAAGGAAGACAGAUUUUUACCAUUCCGACCGUAGAUUGUCGAUAUAAAUUAAAAUAAUUUAUAUCGCAGUAUGGAUAGAACGCCCUCUAACGGGGAAUAAGCGAAAAUUAUAUCGAUUAAGCGAUUAAUUUAUAUCGACAAUCUACGGUCGGAAUGGUAAAAAUCUGUCUUCCUUAGAGCCUCCUUGACAACGGGUAGACCUAGAAAUAGUGCUAUCGGGGGAUGGAGGAAGACAGAUUUUAAUCAAAACGAAACCGUAGAUUUUCUUAUUUUGUUAGAGCCUUCUUCCUUAGAGACUCCAUGACAACGGGUAGACCUAGAAAUAGUGCUAUCGGGGGAUGGAGGAAGACAGAUUUUAAUCAAAACGAAACCGUAGAUUUUCUUAUUUUGUUAAUGCCAUACUCUGCAUAGAGUACAAAGUCUCGUUUCAUAUGGGCUCUCUGAACCGCAAAGUGGAAUAUUUUCCUGGCGGUGCCUUUUGGUAUGUUAUACCUGGGUUAAGCAGAAAGCUUGAAUUGAGUCGAAAUUCAUUUCGCUUAUUCCCCGUUAGAGGGCGUUCUAUCCAUACUGCGAUAUAAAUUAUUUUAAUUUAUAUCGACAAUCUACGGUCGGAAUGGUAAAAAUCUGUCUUCCUUAGAGCCUCCUUGACAACGGGUAGACCUAGAAAUAGUGCUAUCGGGGGAUGGAGGAAGACAGAUUUUAAUCAAAACGAAACCGUAGAUUUUCUUAUUUAGUUUUAGUUUAAUCUGUCUAAUGUUCGAUUACAAAUUAUUUUUAAUAAAAUCGGCAUCACCGAGCUAAAAACUCUUAUGAGGACUGCAUUGCCAGGGCCCCCGCUCCCAUAUGUGCAAAGUGUGCAAUGCACACGAGCGCCAUGCUUUGGGGGCGCCAAAACCCGGGGUCAAAAAUUGCAAAAAAAAACAAACAAAAAAACCAAAAAUUAAUUUUAAAGUAAAAGUUGAGAAAUAUAAAUAGGAUAGAUAUAAAUAGGAGAAAAAGAGGAGAAAAACAGAAUACUUCGGCGAUGUAAUUGGAGGAUAUACAUACCAUCUUCUUCGCCUCAUAAUACAAGGAAAAGGGGAGGGAAAGAGACGGAGUUGUCGAAAGAAACUUUCAUGGUGGCGUAAUAUUAGAUAAUGGUGUGGAACCAUAGUAGAAAAAUUAUUUUUCGCAGCAGCCGAUAGAGAAGGGUUUCAGAAACUUGUAAACAUAAUGACGGCCAAGCUCUUAAUACGAAGAAUAAGGACACGGUACCUAAAUAAAAAGAAGGUAUAAAUACACACGAAAUUUUAUUAGUAUAAUAUCAUCCAGUUACUACUGAUUCUUAUGUGCUAGAACAUGUCAGAAGUCAGGUAUUUUAAUUUAUUUUGUUAUGAUUUUGUUCUGUUUGUUUCAUUUUGAUAUUUUAGUCUACAAAGAAUAAUCCAUUUACUAACGGUUUAUGCUGUGAAUUUUAACGAACCGCUUAUAUUGACAUGAAAUUUGGCAUACACAUAGUUAACAUGUCAAUGAAAAAAAAAGUGAUAUUGUGUCGAUGUGUGCUUUUUCCCUCGGGGUGAGUUUCACCCCUAAUUAUACACAACCAAAUGACUAAUUCUACACAACUUUUGUUCUAUAAUUUGUUUUUAAGUCAAUACUUUUCGAGUUAUUUGCGAGUGAAUAUACAUAAAUAUGUCCAUUUUUCAAUAAAAACCCCACACUAAGCACACUAUCACUUUUUUCUUUGACAUGUUAGCUAUGAUGUAUAUGCCAAAUUUAAUGUCGAUCCAAGCGCUUCUUUAAAAUUCGGAGGUUUUGUAAUAUUUUACCGUGAGUGAAUGGACUAUAAAUAUGACUUCUAAAGUUCAGUUUCUUGAUUUAUUUCAAGCAUCUACCUACCUUCAAAAAAAUAAAAAAUAAAACAUGAUCCAAAAUUCCUUAAGGGCGCCAAAAUCCCUUUUUGCACACAGGCGCCAGUAACCCUUACGGGGGCCCUGUGCAUUGCCUAUGUUCCUAAUACUGUAAAGUCAAGGUGGGACGGACUAUAGAACCGAAUGAACAGUGGGUGAAAGUGGUAGAGCCUGUUUUUCCUCUUUUCCUAUCAAGGUAACGAUACACAGUGUGGUAAUGUUUUCUGUGCACUCAAUUUUAAAGUGUAUAUACAUCGUAAAUGUUUAGCUCUUAGAAUUUCUAGCCUGUCUAAUAAAUUUAUGUCUAUUGAAUCUUAUCGAAGGUUUCUAAAUCUAUAAAAUGCAUGAAUUCUGUCUAAUUAUAUUCAAUGACUUUUUUCUGUUUAGUUGUGUGACGAAUGUUUUUGACUGGUCAAUACAUUUUGUUUAAUGUGCGCGCUGUUUUAACAAUUUUAUUCAAGAAACGCAAAUCUCAGCUGAAUAGUUUUCUCAACUGGCUGACGCAAUGUUUAUAUUGAAUUCAGUUCAAUUGUUAAUUAUUUGCAAACAAAUAAAACCAUUUUAUUUAAAA
This is a messenger RNA of Diabrotica virgifera virgifera (western corn rootworm), 7127 nucleotides long. RefSeq names its product regulator of microtubule dynamics protein 1-like. The transcript is spliced from 7 exons. The record is from RefSeq and is a predicted model, not a curated record. NCBI's taxonomy places the organism in Eukaryota, Metazoa, Arthropoda, Insecta, Coleoptera, Chrysomelidae. Gene Ontology annotation, cellular component: mitotic spindle pole; cytoplasm; spindle microtubule. Gene Ontology annotation, molecular function: microtubule binding. The coding region runs from base 131 to 1234 and encodes 367 amino acids.